AUAACAUUAUCCUCAAUGUAAAAUUGCCUAUUUAUAGUCACUGCCUCUACCACCAGCACCAGCAGAGCCUGAGCUGAGAGGAAACCACAGUUCUCACUCCCUAGAGCAGCCCUUUCCAACCAUCUGUUAAAAACAUGGUGGAUUACUAUCAAGUUCUAGGAUUGCAGAGACAUGCUUCACCUGAGGAUAUUAAAAAGGCUUAUCGAAAAGUGGCACUUAAAUGGCACCCGGAUAAAAAUCCAGAAAACAAAGAAGAAGCCGAGAGAAAAUUCAAAGAAGUAGCUGAGGCAUAUGAGGUAUUAUCACAUGAUGAAAAACGGGACAUUUACGAUAAAUAUGGCAAAGAGGGGUUAAAUGGUGAAGGUGGAAGUGAUUUCGAUGAUUCUUCUGAAUAUGGCUUCACAUUCCGUAAGCCAGAUGAUGUCUUUAAAGAAAUUUUUGGUGAAAGGGACCCAUUUUCAUUUCAUUUCUUUGAAGACUCACUUGAAGACCUUUUAAAUAAUUCAAGGAGCUCCUAUGGAAGCAGAAACAGAGGUGCAAGAUCCUUUUUCUCUACAUCCAGUGAAUAUCCAGUUUUUGAGAGAUUUUCUUCAUAUGACACAGGAUAUACACCAUUUGGUUCACUGGGCCACGAGGGACUUUAUUCAUUUUCUUCCCUGGCAUUUGAUGAUAGUGGGAUGGACAACUACGUUACCGUUACAACUUCAGGUAAGACUGUUAAUGGCAGAAAUACCAAUACAAAAAGAAUUAUUGAGGAUGACCUAGAAAGAGAUGAAGAAAAUGAUGAGUUGAAGUCCUUUCUUUCAAAUGGUGUGGCAGAUGAAGAGGGCUUUGCUGAAGAAUGCAGUUGGAGAAGACAGUCAUUCAACAAUUAUUCACAAAAGUCCUGCAGCCCCAAACAUGCAAACAGUGAUGAGCAGGGUGUAACUUGGGUCACCAACAACUGGAAUCCCUCUAUUUUCUCAGCAGGAUUCAAAGAAGGUGGUAAGAGAAAAAAAAAGAAGCAUAAAAAAGUACAGAAGAAGAAGUCAACUAAAAGGAAUUGUUAAAUUGAUUCUUCAGACACAUUGUGUUCAUAUAACAUUUGAACACAA
Messenger RNA from Cervus elaphus (red deer), 1094 nucleotides. It is a transcript of the gene DNAJB7, whose product is annotated as DnaJ heat shock protein family (Hsp40) member B7. The transcript has a single exon. Gene Ontology annotation, molecular function: Hsp70 protein binding; ATPase activator activity. The record is from RefSeq and is a predicted model, not a curated record. Lineage: Eukaryota; Metazoa; Chordata; Mammalia; Artiodactyla; Cervidae. The coding region runs from base 135 to 1049 and encodes 304 amino acids. Gene Ontology annotation, biological process: protein refolding; positive regulation of proteasomal ubiquitin-dependent protein catabolic process. Gene Ontology annotation, cellular component: endoplasmic reticulum membrane; cytosol.